Messenger RNA from Suillus plorans, 825 nucleotides. Its product is annotated as NAD(P)-binding protein. Lineage: Eukaryota; Fungi; Basidiomycota; Agaricomycetes; Boletales; Suillaceae. The record is from RefSeq and is a predicted model, not a curated record. The coding region runs from base 1 to 825 and encodes 274 amino acids. The transcript has 5 exons.
AUGGAUCUUGGAUUGAAGGGAGUGCAUGUCCUUGUCACAGGGGCAAGUGGCGGCAUCGGGCUCGAGACUGUGAAAUUAUUUUGUACACUUGGUGCAAACGUGACCGCACAUUAUAACUCGCACUUUGGUCCGAUACAGGAACUUUUGGCGUCGAACAUCAAUUUUCAACACGUCCAGGCGAAUCUGUCUGAAGAGGAGGCCGUGGUAACCAUGUUCAAAUCGCUCUCUACUAUGCCUCAUGGUCCCGUGCAAGUAGUCGUCAUCAAUCACGCUAUAUCUCACAGUUUAGCUGUGCCCAUUGCAAGGAUGACGCUGGAUCAAUGGAACACUACAAUAACUGUGAAUUUGACAUCUUCAUUCCUUGUGUGCAGAGAGUAUUUGAAGCAUCUGGAAAGGGCUUCCUCGGAUAUCAAGGAAAAGGCAGCAAUUAUUCUUGUCGGAAGUACUGCUGGGAAGUAUGGUGAAGCCAACAACGGGGACUACGCCGCGACUAAGAGUGCAAUGAUGUAUGGCUUGAACCUGACGCUGAAGAAUGAGAUCGUGAAGAUAGCCCCAAAAGGCAGAGUCAACUGUGUUGCACCUGGCUGGGUCAAGACGCGUAUGGUUGAAGACAUCUUGAAGGAUCCUCAAACAAUGUCUCGUAUAUUGGCCACGGUUCCACUUAAGAAAGUGGCGAUGCCAAUGGACAUCGCGACACAGAUUGUGGUUCUUGCAUCGUCUACUCUUUCUGGUCACGUCACUGGACAAGUGGUGAUGGUUGAGGGUGGAAUGGAAGGGAGACUGCUAAACAGGCCCGAAGACAUCGAUGGGCUGCAAGGAUGCUGA